AUGUUGCCUCAUUCUUUGAUCCUUCUUCUUCUUGUUUCACUAAUUUCAUUAGCAUCUUCAUGUGAAUUAUCAACACCUCUUCAAACAUUUCUUGAUUGCCUUCCAAUCCAAUCUUCACCCUCCAUUUCUAAUGUAAUCUACACUCCUCAGAACACUUCUUAUUCUUCUGUUCUUCAAUCCUACAACAGAAAUCUCCGUUUUCUAACCCCACAAACCCCCAAACCACUUGUCAUUCUCACACCUCUCAACCCCACCCAUGUCCAAGCCGCCAUUCUCUGUGCCAACUCUACCGGUCUUGAGCUACGAGUCCGGAGUGGCGGCCAUGAUUAUGAGGGCCUCUCCUACCGCUCCAAUGUUCCUUUCGUUCUUCUUGAUAUGUUCAAUCUCCGUAACAUUACCAUUUCUAAAGAAUCCACUGAUUACGUUGCGUGGAUUGAAGCUGGCGCCAUUGUAGGCGAACUUUACUAUCGUAUUGCUGAAUUCAGUCCCACCCUUGCAUUUCCCUCUGGGGUUUGUCCUACCAUGGGCGUCGGUGGCCAUUUUAGUGGCGGCGGAUAUGGGAAUCUCAUGAGAAAAUAUGGUCUUUCAGUUGAUAAUAUUAUUGAUGCUCUGUUUGUUGAUGCAAAUGGUGUGGUUCAUGAUCGUGAGUCUAUGGGUGAAGAUUUGUUUUGGGCUAUUAGAGGAGGUGGGGCUGCCAGUUUUGGAGUUGUUAUUUCGUGGAAGAUCAAAUUAGUGUCAGUCCCUGAAAAAGUUACGGUUUUCAAUAAGAAAUGGACUAUAGAACAGGGUGCACUCGAUGUGGCUCACCGUUGGCAGUUUGUGGCUCCUAAUCUACCCAAGGAGUUGUUUAUUAGAGCAAUGCAUAAUGUAGUGGACACCAAAACAAAAGAAGGAAAAUUCACAGUACAAGUUUCGUUUAUUAGUUUGUUUCUGGGAACAACUGAAUCUCUCAUUCCUUUAAUGGAUAAGUAUUUCCCUGAAUUGGGUUUGACGGAAAGUGAUUGUAGCGAGAGAAAAUGGGUUGAAUCCACUUUGUUUUGGUACAAUUCCCCCAAAGGGAACAGUAUUGAUUUUCUGCUCGAGAGACCAAACAAUGGCUCUAAUUUCUUCAAGAGUAGAUCCGAUUAUGUGAAGAAGCCGAUCCCGAAGGAAGGGAUUUCUGCGAUUUGGCAAACGAUGGUUGGAUUCAAGAACACCAAUUUGGUGAUGCAAUGGAAUCCAUAUGGAGGAAGAAUGUGGGAGAUUGAAGAGUCAGCUACUCCAUUUCCACAUAGAGCUGGGAAUUUGUUUUUGAUUCAGUAUCCAUUGUCGUGGGUUGAAGAAGGUGCUGAAGCUGCAAACUUUUAUACGAACAUGUCGAAGAGUUUGUAUGAUUUCAUGACUCCGUUUGUGUCAUGCAGUCCUAGAGAAUCGUUUUUGAAUUACAGAGAUCUUGACAUUGGAGCGAAUUUAGGCAGUGGAAUGGAUGAGGGAAUUGCAGAAAUAUACGGAAGGAAGUAUUUUAAAGGGAACUUUGAUCGAUUGGUAAAGGUGAAGACGAUGGUGGAUCCUGAUAAUUUCUUUAGAAACGAACAGAGUAUUCCUCCAUUGCCGAAAGAGUAUUUGGGUGCCUGAUUCUUCUACUAAUACAUUAACUCAUAGUGGUUUUGUAAGCUUCAACCGAUAUGAACUCCUCUAGUUGAGUUCAUAUUAGUUUAGUCCAUAUAAUGUCAUUUUGAUUCCAAUAGUUUUAAAAGUUGGUUUAAUUUAAUUUUAGUUCCUAUGCAUUUUAAUAAACAUUGUCUUCACUCCAUGUUAUAUUCUUCCUAUUUAUUUAGCUAUUCAUAAAUAGAGUACGAGA
Molecule: messenger RNA, 1840 nt
Organism: Cucumis sativus (cucumber)
Lineage: Eukaryota; Viridiplantae; Streptophyta; Magnoliopsida; Cucurbitales; Cucurbitaceae
Product: berberine bridge enzyme-like 4
Exons: 1
Coding region: 1-1614 (537 amino acids)
Molecular function (GO): FAD binding; oxidoreductase activity
Source: RefSeq, a predicted model, not a curated record